Serinus canaria (Common canary) is the source of this 6152-nucleotide messenger RNA. RefSeq names its product EMAP like 6 (gene EML6). The record is from RefSeq and is a predicted model, not a curated record. NCBI's taxonomy places the organism in Eukaryota, Metazoa, Chordata, Aves, Passeriformes, Fringillidae. Gene Ontology annotation, molecular function: microtubule binding. The transcript is spliced from 44 exons. Bases 1 to 5973 code for a protein of 1990 amino acids.
AUGGCGGAUCGGACGGCUCCGCGCUGCCAGCUCCGGCUGGAGUGGGUGUACGGCUACCGGGGCCACCAGUGCCGCAACAACCUGUACUACACGGCAGGGAAAGAGGUGGUGUACUUCGUGGCUGGAGUCGGCGUGGUUUACAACACCAGGGAGCACAGCCAGAAAUUCUUCCUCGGGCACAACGAUGAUAUUAUCAGCCUUGCAGUUCACCCGGAUAAAACCUUGGUAGCCACAGGGCAGGUUGGGAAGGAUCCCUACAUUUGCAUCUGGGAUUCCUACCGUGUCCAGACCGUGUCUGUCCUGAAGGAUGCGCACACGCACGGGGUCGCCUGCCUGGCCUUCGACUCGGACGGCCAGCGUUUGGCUUCCGUGGGACUGGAUGCCAAAAACACGGUGUGCAUUUGGGACUGGAAGAGAGGAAAGCUCCUGGCAACAGCUACAGGCCACUCUGACAGGAUAUUUGAUAUUUCCUGGGAUCAGUAUCAGCCAAACAGAAUUGUCAGCUGUGGAGUAAAACACAUAAAGUUUUGGACACUGUGUGGAAAUGCCCUGACAGCAAAGAGAGGAAUAUUUGGUAAAACAGGAGAUCUCCAAACAAUCCUGUGUUUAGCCUGUGCUAAAGAAGACAUCACCUACUCUGGGGCUUUAAAUGGGGACAUCUACGUUUGGAAAGGGCUCAACUUGGUGCGCACAAUUCAAGGAGCACACAGUGCUGGAAUUUUUAGUAUGUAUGCUUGUGAAGAAGGCUUUGCCACUGGAGGGAGAGAUGGCUGCAUUCGGCUGUGGGACACUGAGUUCAAACCAAUUACUAAAAUUGAUCUCAGGGAGACUGAACAGGGAUACAAAGGCCUGUCCAUCCGCAGCGUGUGCUGGAAAGCCGACCGCCUCCUGGCGGGGACACAGGACAGCGAGAUCUUCGAGGUGCUGGUGAGGGAGAGGGACAAGCCCAUGCUGAUCAUGCAGGGCCACUGCGAGGGGGAGCUCUGGGCCCUGGCCGUGCAUCCCAAGAAGCCUCUGGCGGUCACCGGCAGCGACGAUCGCUCCGUGCGGUUGUGGAGCCUUGCUGACCAUGCCUUGAUCGCUCGCUGCAAUAUGGAAGAGGCCGUGCGGAGCGUGUCCUUCAGUCCUGAUGGAUCCCAGCUGGCACUUGGGAUGAAGGACGGCUCCUUCAUUGUCCUCAGAGUAAGGGACAUGACCGAGGUGGUUCACAUCAAGGACCGCAAGGAGGUGAUCCAUGAGAUGAAGUUUUCCCCGGAUGGCUCCUACCUGGCCGUGGGCUCCAACGAUGGGCCCGUGGACAUCUACGCCGUGGCUCAGAGAUACAAAAAAAUUGGGGAGUGCAACAAAUCCUCCAGUUUCAUCACUCACAUUGACUGGUCUGUGGACAGCAAGUUCCUGCAGACCAACGAUGGUGCUGGAGAGAGGCUCUUCUACAAGAUGCCCUCUGGGAAACAUCUAACGAGCAAAGAUGAGAUCAAAGGAAUUCACUGGGCUUCAUGGACCUGUGUGAUAGGAUCUGAAGUGAGUGGAAUUUGGCCAAAGUACACAAACAUCACAGAUGUCAACUCUGUGGAUGGGAAUUACAACAGCUCCGUGCUGGUGACUGGUGAUGACUUUGGCCUGGUGAAAUUAUUCAGAUUUCCGUGCCUAAAGAAAGGAGCUAAAUUCAGGAAAUACGUUGGCCACUCAGCCCAUGUCACCAACGUGCGCUGGUCCCAUGAUUUCCAGUGGGUUUUGAGCACGGGAGGUGCCGAUCACUCCGUUUUUCAGUGGAGGUUUGUUCCAGAAGGGAUAACCAAUGGCAUUCUGGAAGCCUCUCCACAAGCGGAGGGUGGUGUUGAUUCCUACAGUGAGGAAUCAGAUUCAGAUUUAUCUGACGUGCCAGAGUUGGAUUCUGACAUUGAGCAGGAAGCUCAAAUCAACUAUGAUCGCCAGGUUUACAAAGAAGACCUACCUCAGCUGAAACAGCAAAGUAAAGAGAAAAACCAUUCUGUGCCCUUCCUUAAGAGAGAGAGAGCACCUGAGGACAGCUUGAAGCUGCAGUUUAUACAUGGGUACAGGGGCUAUGACUGCAGGAACAACCUGUUCUACACACAGGCAGGGGAGGUGGUUUAUCACAUCGCCGCUGUGGCCGUCGUCUACAACCGGCAGCAGCACUCGCAGCGCCUCUACCUCGGCCACGACGACGACAUCCUCAGCCUCAGCAUCCACCCCAUCAAGGACUAUGUGGCUACUGGGCAGGUUGGAAGAGAUGCUGCUAUCCAUGUUUGGGACACCCAGACCCUGAAAUGUUUGUCGUUGCUCAAAGGCCAGCACCAGAGAGGAGUGUGUGCACUGGAUUUUUCAGCUGAUGGGAAAUGUUUGGCAUCUGUUGGGCUUGAUGAUAACCAUGCCAUUGUGUUCUGGGACUGGAAAAAGGGAGAAAAGCUGGCAACAACCAGGGGCCAUAAAGAUAAAAUAUUUGUAGUGAAGUGUAAUCCACAUCAUGUGGACAGACUAGUCACGGUUGGGAUGAAGCACAUCAAAUUUUGGCAGCAAACAGGUGGAGGCUUCACCUCCAAGCGGGGCACGUUUGGGAGCGUGGGGAAGCUGGAGACCAUGAUGAGCGUCUCGUACGGGCGCGUGGAGGAGCUGGUGUUCUCUGGGGCUGCCACUGGGGAUAUCUACAUCUGGAAGGAGACCCUGCUGCUGAGGACAGUCAAGGCCCAUGAUGGACCUGUGUUUGCCAUGCAUGCGCUGGACAAGGGCUUUGUGACGGGUGGAAAAGAUGGAAUUGUGGCCCUUUGGGAUGAUAUGUUUGAGAGAUGUCUGAAGACAUAUGCUAUUAAAAGAGCUGCACUCUCUGCUAGUUCUAAAGGUUUGCUCUUAGAAGACAACCCCUCCAUCCGAGCCAUCAGCCUGGGACAUGGGCACAUCCUGGUAGGAACUAAAAAUGGAGAAAUACUUGAAAUUGAUAAAAGUGGGCCUAUGACUCUGCUUGUUCAGGGCCACAUGGAAGGAGAAGUGUGGGGCCUGGCAGCUCAUCCUCUCCUGCCCGUGUGCGCCACGGUGAGCGACGACAAAACGCUGCGCAUCUGGGAGCUGUCGGCACAGCACCGCAUGCUGGCAGUGAGGAAGCUGAAAAAAGGCGGGCGCUGCUGUGCCUUUUCUCCGGACGGGAAAGCCCUGGCGGUCGGGCUGAACGACGGCAGCUUCCUGGUGGUGAACGCCGACACUGUGGAGGACAUGGUCUCUUUCCACCACAGGAAGGAGAUGAUCUCGGAUAUAAAGUUUUCACGAGAAUCAGGGAAGUACCUGGCCGUGGCUUCCCACGAUAACUUUGUGGAUAUUUACAACGUCCUUACCAGCAAGAGGGUUGGCAUUUGCAAAGGUGCCUCCAGCUACAUCACCCACAUCGACUGGGACUCCAGAGGAAAGUUAUUGCAAGUCAAUUCUGGUGCCAAAGAACAACUAUUUUUUGAAGCACCAAGAGGGAAAAGACAUAUUAUAAGAAUUGCUGAGAUAGAGAAGAUUGAGUGGGACACCUGGACAUGUGUGCUUGGUCCCACCUGUGAGGGGAUCUGGCCCAUGCACAGCGACGUCACCGUUGUCAACGCGGCCAGUCUCACAAAGGACAGAACCCUCUUGGCCACGGGAGAUGACUUUGGCUUUGUGAAGCUCUUUUCCUACCCAGUGAAGGGCCAGCAUGCCAGGUUCAAGAAGUACGUGGGGCACAGCGCCCAGGUGACCAACGUGCAGUGGCUGCACAACGACUCCGUGCUCCUCACUGUCGGCGGCGCCGACACCGCCCUCAUGAUCUGGACCAGGGAGUUCCUGGGCAUCCAGGAGAGCAAGCUGGUGGACAGUGAAGAAUCAGACACAGAUGCAGAGGAAGAUGGAGGUUAUGACAGUGAUGUUGCAAGAGAAAAAGCAAUUGACUACACCACUAAGAUCUAUGCAGUAAGCAUCCGAGAAAUGGAAGGCACAAAACCCCAUCAGCAGCUGAAGGAGGUUUCAGUGGAGGAGAGGCAGGGAAUUGUCAAGGGAUCAAGGCCACCUGUGAGCAGAGCUGCUCCUCAGCCUGAGAAACUACAAAAGAACAAUGUCAACAAAAAAAAGAAACUGGUUGAGGAGCUGGCUUUAGACCAUGUGUUUGGAUACAGAGGAUUUGACUGUCGCAACAACCUCCACUACCUGAACGAUGGUGCUGACAUUAUUUUCCACACAGCUGCAGCAGGCAUUGUCCAAAACCUCUCCACUGGUAGCCAGAGCUUCUACCUGGAGCACACUGAUGACAUCCUGUGCCUGACAGUGAACCAGCACCCCAAGUACAAGAACGUGGUGGCCACCAGCCAGAUCGGUGACAUGACAGAAUUCCCAGGAACAACCCCCACAAUUCACAUAUGGGAUGCCAUGAGCAAGCAAACCCUUUCCAUGCUGCGCUGCUUCCACACCAAAGGAGUCAAUUACGUGAACUUCAGUGCCACGGGCAAACUUCUGGUGUCAGUGGGAGUCGACCCAGAGCACACCAUCACUGUCUGGAGGUGGCAAGAAGGGGCUAAAGUUGCCAGCAGGGGAGGACACCUGGAGAGGAUCUUCGUUGUGGAGUUCCGCCCGGACUCCGACACCCAGUUCGUGUCCGUGGGGGUCAAACACAUGAAGUUCUGGACCUUGGCUGGCAGCGCUUUGCUCUACAAGAAAGGAGUCAUUGGUUCCAUGGAAGAUGCCAAAAUGCAAACCAUGCUCUCUGUUGCCUUUGGAGCAAAUAACCUCACGUUCACUGGUGCCAUAAAUGGAGAUGUCUACGUGUGGAAGGAUCAUUUCCUGGUCAGGCUGGUGGCCAAGGCUCACACAGGACCGGUGUUCACCAUGUACACGACUCUGCGCGACGGGCUCAUUGUUACUGGAGGGAAGGAGAGGCCCACGAAGGAGGGGGGAGCAGUGAAGCUGUGGGACCAGGAGAUGAAGCGGUGCCGAGCCUUCCAGCUGGAGACCGGGCAGCUCAUCGAGUGCGUGCGCUCCGUGUGCCGGGGCAAGGGGAAAAUCUUAGUGGGGACAAAAGAUGGAGAAAUCCUUGAAGUAGGAGAAAAAAACGCUGCUUCAAACUUGUUAAUUGACUGUCACAUGGAAGGGGAAAUCUGGGGCUUGGCAACUCACCCCUCCAAAGACAUCUUUAUCUCUGCAAGCAACGACGGAACAGCCAGGAUCUGGGACCUGUCGGACAAACUCUGGAUGUGCUGGGGAGGUGUGAGCCUGUUGCGUGUGUCCCCGCAGAAGCUGGUGAACAAGGUGAGCCUGGGGCACCCCGCGCGCUGCGCCGCCUACAGCCCUGACGGAGAGAUGGUGGCCAUCGGCAUGAGGAACGGGGAGUUCGUUCUCCUGCUGGUCAACAGCCUCAAGGUCUGGGGCAAGAAGCGGGACAGGAAGUCUGCAAUUCAGGACAUCAGGAUCAGCCCAGAUAACAGGUUUUUGGCAGUGGGCUCACAAGAACAUACUGUGGAUUUUUAUGAUCUCACUCAAGGCACAACCCUAAACCGAAUUGGCUACUGCAAGGACAUUGCCAGUUUUGUCAUUCAGAUGGACUUCUCUGCAGACAGCAGGUACAUCCAGGUAUCCACAGGUGCCUACAAGCGUCAAGUUCAUGAGGUGCCACUGGGAAAGCAAAUCACAGACCCUGCAGUCAUAGAGAAAAUCACCUGGGCCACAUGGACCAGCAUUCUUGGAGAUGAAGUCAUUGGGAUCUGGCCACGAAAUGCAGAUAAAGCUGAUGUCAACUGCGCCUGUGUGACCCACGCUGGCCUGAACAUAGUGACAGGAGAUGACUUUGGGCUGGUCAAGCUGUUUGACUUCCCAUGCACUGAGAAAUUUGCCAAACACAAGCGGUACUUUGGGCACUCGGCGCACGUCACCAACAUCCGCUUCUCGCACGACGACAGGUUCGUGGUGAGCACCGGAGGGGACGACUGCAGUGUGUUCGUGUGGCGCUGCCUCUGAGGAGCCUCUGGCUGCUGCUGUCCUGCCCCAGUGAGGGCUGCGCUGGCCGGGACAGCUGGGAAUGCCCCUCUGGCUGCAGGAAUCCCAGCCCUGCUGCAGCCUGACAUUUCCAGAUCACUCAUCCCAGCUUACCAAAAGGGAAUAGGAGCUGGCCUUGGAAAGCCCGACGCCCUUGCGAA